Molecule: messenger RNA, 1734 nt
Organism: Anopheles bellator
Lineage: Eukaryota; Metazoa; Arthropoda; Insecta; Diptera; Culicidae
Exons: 2
Coding region: 1-1734 (577 amino acids)
Source: RefSeq, a predicted model, not a curated record
AUGUCACAUCGAAUGUCGCCAAAGACGCGGGUCGUGUUCAAGUUUAUCUUCGGCCUCGGCAUCUGGUCCUUCCUGGUGCUGGGCUUCUUCAAGCUGAACGGCGACCCGGUGAUGCAGCACCAGUUCCAGCAGACGCCCAUCAACGGCCGGUUGCUGCUGAAUAAGGACAACCGAUGGACCGGAAAUGAGGCCACGUCCACCACCACCGAUCGCUACCUGUCACCGGCGGCCAUGGCGGGCGCAAUGGCGGGCGUCGACGAGGUGCUCGUCGACAAUCGUGCCGUAAUUGACGACGAGCAGCUGGUGCGGGACGUCGAGUCGCGGUUACCGUCGCUUCCGAUCGCGUACUGGAGCAAGCACAAGAACGCGGUGCAGAAGAAGGCAACGUGUGCCCGGUACCCGUCGAUCUUCGAGCUCGAGUUCAACAACAUCUACUGGCAGACGCUGCGAAGUACGAACGGGACGUUCCAGCUGUUCGGGGCGUACUACGACAUCCGGAAGCGAUCGCGAAUCGGUCCGGCCGUACGCAUCCUGGGCAUGAUUGAUCGGAUCGAGCCGCGGGUGCGUACGUUCUGCCAGCUGUGGUUCGAUGGCCAGAAGGAACCGUUCAUCGUGAAGACGUUCGAGUACAAGUACAUCUGGUUCAACAAGUGGGGCAACUACAAGCAGGGCAUCUACCAGCCGUAUCUGAUCGCCUGCCAGAUUCCGAAGCCGUUCCGGGGGCUUGUGCCCGCCUCGGUGUCGCUCGUUGAGAAACAGUGCGAUACGGCCACGAACAAUCUGCGCGUCCUGUACAACCGGCCGCUGGACGACGAGAAGAAGGGGUUCGCGGUGUGCGUGAAGGGACUCGACUUUCUGUACGAUGAUCUGUCGGUGCGACUGGUCGAGUGGAUCGAGCUGCUCGGCAUUCUCGGGGCGGAUAAGGUGUUCUUCUACGAGCUCCAGGUGCACCCGAACAUCUCGAAGGUACUGCGGUACUACGAGGAGCAGGGCCGGGUGCAAGUGACGCCACUGACGCUACCGGGCGGUCAACCGAACGUGGCCGGCUUUCAGCAUCUGUUUCUGUCGAAGAAGACGACGCACAAGCGGCAGAACGAGCUCAUCCCGUACAACGACUGUCUGUACAAGAACAUGUACAAGUACAACUUUAUCGCGCUGCUCGACAUCGACGAGGUGAUCAUGCCGAAGCUGGAGGAGGACCGCACCUGGCACGACCUGAUGGAGCGCGUGGUGGCGAAGGGCAUGAAGCUACGGAACGACACGUACCCGAGCUACAACGUGCGCAACGUGUACUUCUUCGAUCGCGACCAGCACGAGCACGAAUGGGCGAAGGACACGCCCCGGUACAUGCACAUGCUGCAGCACGUGACGCGGGCGAAGAACUACACCAAACCGAACCAGUACGUCAAGUGCUUCCAUAACCCGGAGCGCGUCCUCACGCUGCACAACCACUUCCCGAUCGCGUGCCUCGGCGGCACCUGCCACUCGUACCCGAUCAGCACGGACGAUGCGCACCUGCAGCACUACCGGGCGGACUGCGUGCGGACGCUGAAGAAGAGCUGCGAGGAGUUCAAGGAGAACCAGGUGCGGGACACCACGAUCUGGAAGUACCGGGACGAGCUGAUCCAGCGGACCCGCCGGACGCUCGACGUGCUCGGGUUCUUCAAGUCGUCGUCCGGCGGCCCGUCCGGCUCGCUGCUGCGCGGUGGCAAGGACUCGCUCUACAAGCGGUGA